Messenger RNA from Aspergillus chevalieri, 405 nucleotides. RefSeq lists its product as uncharacterized. NCBI's taxonomy places the organism in Eukaryota, Fungi, Ascomycota, Eurotiomycetes, Eurotiales, Aspergillaceae. The record is from RefSeq and is a predicted model, not a curated record. The transcript has 3 exons. Bases 1 to 405 code for a protein of 134 amino acids.
AUGCCGAUGACCUGGAAUGACCAGACGGACGCCAAGCUCCUCAUCGGAAUCCUCCACCUAAGCACCCAAAAGAUCGACUACGAAGCACUCGCCGAAUGGAUGGGACCGGAAUGCACCAAAAUCGCCGUGCAGCGCCGGAUCCAGCGCCUCCGCGAACAGGUCAACAGGGACUUCCACAUUGUCGGUUCUGCAUCUGCGUCUGCGUCGGGUUCUGGUUCUGGUGCGGAUGACGCUGCUGGAGAGGGAUCGUCUGCCUCGGGACUUGCGUUGCCGGAGAAGAAGAAGAGGGGUAGACCGGCUGAUAAGGGCAAUGGGAAGGCGAAGAAGAAGGCGAAGAUGAAAGGAAAGGAGAAGGAGGAGGCUGGUGAGGUUGAUACGGAAAUGGAAGAGGACGAAGAGGAUUGA